UCUCCCGAUUGGCGUGGCAACCUAACCUGCCCUGGUCUCCGCUGUGAAGGAGAAGCCGGGAGAGCAGGCUAAACCAGGAAGGCGCUGGCUUGUGGCGCGCACGCGCGCGCACGCACGCACGCCGGCGGCCGGAGGGGCGGCACGCUCGCGCCCGGGCUCGCCGCGCGCCGCGCCAGAGGCUCGCGCACUCAGCAGGUUGGGCUGCGGCGGCGGCAGCUGUGGGAGCUGAGGCGCAGCGCGUGAGAGGUCCCAGACGCGUCUGCGGCUCCGGUUCCGCCACCUUCCUCUUCUCUCACCCCAGUCUCGGUGCCGGGUGCUGAGAAGGGAACGGCGCUAGCCUUGGUAACUUAGAGCCCACCCUUGGCUGCUUCCGACACCGCCAUCCUUCCUUUCCCAGCCGCGGGCCUCUCGGUGCUAAGGCGACUCUGCGGGGAGGCGGCGGCGACGGCUGCCUGUCUGUGGGGAGGAGUCCUGCCCUCCAGUCUUGCUCCGCCGCCGGGCCCUGCAGGGUCCAAGAGAGCUCGGCGCCGGUCCUUCCUCUCACCUUUUUCGUCAGCCGAUUGGUGCAGCGUCGGUCCGAGAGGUCUCUGGGCUGAGGCGGCGGCAGCUCCUUCGGCUUCAUCAUGUCCGCGGGCGGAGACUUCGGGAAUCCGCUGAGGAAAUUCAAGCUGGUGUUCCUGGGGGAGCAGAGCGUUGGAAAGACAUCCUUGAUCACCAGAUUCAUGUAUGACAGUUUUGACAACACCUACCAGGCAACAAUUGGUAUUGACUUUUUAUCAAAAACAAUGUACUUGGAGGAUCGAACAAUCAGGCUGCAGCUGUGGGAUACUGCGGGUCAGGAACGUUUCCGUAGCCUCAUUCCCAGUUACAUCCGUGAUUCUGCUGCAGCCGUAGUAGUUUACGAUAUCACAAAUGUUAACUCAUUCCAGCAAACUACAAAAUGGAUUGAUGAUGUCAGAACAGAAAGAGGAAGUGAUGUUAUCAUCAUGCUAGUAGGAAAUAAAACAGAUCUUGCUGACAAGAGGCAAGUAUCAAUUGAGGAAGGAGAGAGGAAAGCCAAAGAGCUGAAUGUUAUGUUUAUUGAAACAAGUGCAAAAGCAGGAUACAAUGUAAAACAGCUCUUCCGACGUGUUGCAGCAGCUUUGCCUGGAAUGGAAAGCACACAGGACAGAAGCAGAGAAGACAUGAUUGACAUAAAACUGGAAAAGCCUCAGGAGCAACCAGUCAGUGAAGGAGGCUGUUCCUGCUAAUCUUCCAUGGCAUCUUCAACUUUUCUUCAGAAGCUCACUGCUUUGGCCCCCUUACUCUUUCAUUGACUGCAGUGUGAAUAUUGGCUUGAACCUUUUCCCUUCAGUAAUAACGUAUUGCAAUUCAUCAUUGCUGCCUGUCUCGUGGAGAUGAUCUAUUAGCUUCACAAGCACAAAAAAGUCAGUGUCUUCAUUAUUUAUAUUUUACAAAAAGCCAAAUGAUUCCAAUAUAUUCCAGUGAUAACUUUAAAAAUUAGAUACGUUUUCUCAAUUUUUUUUUCCUUUUCAAUGUUAGGAUAACGUACUUCAAAAUGAUGGAAAUUCCAACAGUCUGUGGCUAGGUUAAGGAGCAAUUGUUCACAGCAGCACUUGCCUACCUACUUGAUCUCUCUCUGCUUUUCUCACCUCUCCCUUAUUGCAUUCCCUAUUCUUACCAUCUCUCCCUCAAAACAAAUGAGGUAUGACAAAGCAGGAGUCAGACCAAGCCCAAUGGAGUUAUCCUUCAAAUUUAGUGAUACCACUUGAUCUAGGCCUUGGGCCAAGAUGUCCAAAAUUAUUCUUGAGCGCUGAUAUAAAUUAUUUAGACUUUAUUUGAGGUCAAAACUCAACUAUCAUGGUAGGCAGUGCUUGAAUAAGAAAAGGGUUCUGAUGCAUCUUCAAAAUGAGUCCUAAUGAACACAGUGAGUACUUACAAAUUAAAUGAGCAUAAAAUGUAUUUCAGACCAAAACAAAUGACCCUUUCACAUGUUAGUCCCUGGGAGAGAAGAGUUAACAGUGCUUCAGAACAUGUUUUUAAUACUGAAUUCUCCCAGUGAACUAUUUCUCCCAGGAUUUUAAAAUUCUCAACAUAGAGUUAUUCUGUUUGUUUAAAAAAAGAAGAAAACUUUUGUAAGCAAUAGAUUUCUCUUGGGUUUUUCUUUCUUGUUUCAAAAAAUGCUAUGCAGGCAAGGCACUACAGAAAUCAAAUUCUUUUAAGAAGAACCAGCGGAAGAAUUUAAACUUGGUACCGUGAUCAAAACUACAAUAAACAAGAUAUCUAAAGCUAUCAUUGUAGAAACAAUGAUAUCUAAAGCUUAACAACAAAAGAAUCCUCAACAGAAUAGCAAAUACUUUGCUCAGGACAUUUGAGGUCAAAUUGAAAAUGGAAACAGGUUUCUUAUAAGCCCCUAGCGGCAGAUCUGGAAAAGCAUACAUAGAAGAGGGAAAGGAGAGAAUGGAAGUAAAACUUAAUAUUAUGCAGAUUUAUGCCUUAUUUUUUAGCAUUUUUUUUUUAAUGUUGGGUCUUUCAGGCUGGUUUUGCUUUUUAUUAGAUCUGUAUAGUUUGGUUAAUUAACUAGUGAUUUAGUUUUAUAUUUAAGCUACAAUUAAUCUUUUUUCUUUGUUGAUAUUUAUUUCUUUGCCUUUUUUUUUAAACUACUUUCAGUUUUUAGAUGUUUUGUCUGAUCUAUUUAGAGCUUCAUCACCAUGGCAAUAUAUAUUUCCCUUAAAACACUGUAAACAAAUAUACUAGGAGUGCACCAUUUUAAUCUUUACUAGUUAUUGUGAGAUUGCUGUGUAAGUUAAUAAACACAUUUGUAAAUACAUUAUUUGCAGGACGAAAAUUUCUGAGUUACAGCUCAGGAAAAGCCUGCUGAAUUUACGUUGUAAGCAUUACUUAACACAGUAUAAAGAUGAAAAGACAACAAAAAAUAUCUUCAUACUUCCUCAUCCCCUCAUUGCAACAAAACCCUUAACUGGGAACCUUAUUCCCCUCUCUUUCCUCUUCCUUCUCCAGUUCCCACUUAUUGUCACCUUGUAAUAUUCCGAGAGCACUUGGAUUAUGGGUCUGAAUAGAGAAAUGCUUUCAGAUAAUCAUUAGCCCACAUACCAGUAACUUAUACUCAAAGAUGGGAUGGAGUUGUAAAGUGCUUUUAUAAUACAAUAUUAUUGUUAAAGGCAAGGGUUGACUCUUUUGUUUUUAUUUUGACAUGGCAUGUCCUGAAAUAAAUAUCAAUUCAAUAUGGCAGAUGGGUCAUAUUCUUUAUUUAGAAGAAGUUGUGAUUUCUGACAUGGGGGUGAUUGUCUUCCUACACUGUAGUGUAUGAUUCUUUUUAUGUAUCUUUAAAACAGUAAUCAGUUAUGCUGCUUUUUAAUAUCGGUCUUUUUAUUUGGCCUGGGGUUCUUCAACUGAAGCAGUGAAGUGUGUUCAUAGUCUAGAUUUUUUUUUUAAUAAACAAUUUUGCUGCCAAAAAUAUAUAAAUAAAACACAAACAAAAACAACUAUUGACUUGGUUUCUAUUCCUGCCAAGGUAGUAAGUUAGUAUGAAUUUCUUACUUCCUCCUUAGAAUUAUAAAGGGAACUUGAAAUCCAGAAAAAUAAAAAAACAGCACUAAGAAACCCCUAGGGAGUCAGAAGACUUUUCAGCUGUUACAAGUGGGGGUGAGUGGCUACAACUUGAAAGACAGGGCCACUGGUAGAGGCAAUAAUAUAUUAAGAAAAGUAAUUUACAUUCUGCUUUUGCCUCCUCCUUACCCCAUCUUUGCCUAGGGACAGGGACAGCAAACUCCUGCCCUCCCACCACAUGCAGCCUGCUACCUGUUUUUAAAUUAAAUUUUUUUUGGAAUUCACUGCAAAGGUGUGGUUGAGUAGUUGUGGCAGAAUGGCCCCAAAAGCCAAAAAUAUUUACUGUCUGGCCCUUUACAGAAAAAAGAGCUGGCCCUUGCCUUGGCACAAAUGAUAGCUAUUUCCCUUACUACAGAAAGGGAGGCUACAGGCCAGACUACGGGUACAGGUGUCCACAGGGGUAAUAUCAGGGCAGUGUAAACUAAGUGAGGAGUUGAUGAAAAUAGGUGGAGAAUGACCUGCCUGCCUUAGGCCUUUCACUCACUCUCUAGCCUUUCCCUUUCAAAACUUGCAUUAAUGAGCUGUAAUCUAGGUGACUGCCUCCUGCAAAGCUGCUUCUUCCUAAACUAGUUUAAAGGUAAGACUCUGAAAUAAUGUGUGGUUUAGUGGGAUGUUACUGAAUGGGAGCAGCUACAUGUAUGGUCUUGUGGUUCCUGGAACUCUGUCCCACAGUUUGUCUCCUCCCCUUCUUAAACACGACAUUCUGGUCUUUGUCCCUUGCCCAGUAUACCUUCCCAGACUUGUAACACAUACCCCCAGGAGAAUUUGGAGCCACAAGCCAGAGUAGUUGGAUACCUGAAACUGCCUCAAAAGAAAAAGUGAAUACUGGGGCGCCUGGGUGAAUCAAGACGGUGAAGCAUCUGCCUUCAGCUCAGGUCAUGAUCUCACGGUUUGUGAGUUUGAGCCCCAUGUCAGGCUCUCUGCUGUCAGUGCAGAGCCUGCUUCAGAUCCUCUGUCCCCUCUCUCUGCCCCUACCCCAUUCACACUCUCACUCUCUGUCUUAAAAAUAAAUAAAUAAAUAGAUAGAUAGAUAGAUAAAUAAAUAAAUAAAUAAGUUUAGAAAAAGUGAAUACCAUCUGGAGUAGAAAUACUCAAAAAGACUAAAAUGGUGUGAUAAAUAUUGAAGAGUGGAGAUACUAGCAAUAUGGAACAAGAAUCAUAAAAUAACCAAAUACAACUAUUAAGUGUGAAAAAUAGUUGAAGUAAGGAACACAUUAGAUAAAUGGUACAUACACUGCAUUCCACUGAUUAGUGAGAACAUUGAAUUGAGGAACUCCUUCACUAGAAAGCAAAGAAAUAGAAAAGAUUAAGAGGAUAAUAGUACACAUAGCAACUUCUAGUAGCAAUUCCAGAAAGCUAAAAAAGCAAGAACUAAAGUACUGAAAAUGAAGACAGUAUUUAUGAUAAGCAUCUGCAUAGAAUGCAGCUUCUAAAAUAGUUCCUGAUCCCUGCCUCCUGGUAUUCAUGCCUUUGUAGGAUCCUUUUCCUCUAAGUAUAGACUGGACCUGGUAAGUUGCUUCUAAGGAACAGAAUACAGCAAAAGUGAUAAGAUACCACUUUGAAGAUUAGAUUAUGAAAAAUACUUUUGCCAAUCUCUCUGACUCCUCUCAUUUGCCUCUGUGCAGCAGUCUGUUUGUUAUGAGCUCCUAUGGAGAGGCCCACUUUGUAAGGAGCUGACAGCAGCCUCCAACCAGCAGCCAGUGAGGAACCGAGGUCCUCAGUAAAACAGACUGCAAGGAAUUGAAUAAAAAACAAGCCACAGACAGAAUAUACUUGUGAAUUUCAUUCAUGCUUCAUAAAGGACCAGUAUUCAGAAUAUAUGAAGAACUCUCUUAAUAGGAAAGCAAGCCAAUAAAAAGGUGAAAGAUUUGACCAGACGCUUCACCAAAGAAGAUCUAUAAAGGGCAAAAAAAAAAAAAAAAAGACAUGAAAAA
This is a messenger RNA of Panthera uncia (snow leopard), 5564 nucleotides long. RefSeq names its product RAB6A, member RAS oncogene family (gene RAB6A). Bases 624 to 1250 code for a protein of 208 amino acids. The transcript has 8 exons. Gene Ontology annotation, molecular function: GTPase activity; GTP binding. The record is from RefSeq and is a predicted model, not a curated record. NCBI's taxonomy places the organism in Eukaryota, Metazoa, Chordata, Mammalia, Carnivora, Felidae.